AGAAUAUUCACUUUUUUUUUUUGAUUUAAAGUUAGGUUUUUAAGGAAUAGAUUUGUUGUUAAAAUAAACAAUAUUUAAAUAAUCUUUCAUAUAUAGUAUCUCAAUCUUUAAGAAAAUUAUUUAUUUUUUCGUAAAAACAAAAGAUUUAAUGUCUAAAAACUCGCAAUCUUCACCUCCCGUUGCGGGAGAAUUGAUUGGUGCUGAACAAAGUGGGUCUAAUAACAGAUUUAUUGAAGAACCACCAUUUCUAACUCCUAAACAAGUUAAGAAGUUCUUAAGUUUUCUGACUAAAGAAGAAAUGGCCGUCUAUGAAACUCUUACCGACGAACAAAAAACGUUUUAUUUAAAUGUAUUAAAAAGGGCGCAAGCUGAGGUCAAGAAGACCGGAGGAUGCUUGGAUAAUCACAAAAAGAUAGAUAAAUUGGAAAAAAGAAGUCAAGUAUCUGAUGAUCGACUUUCGAUAACGGACGAAUUAAAGAAUUGGGGAAUUUCCAGAGAAGAGUGGAAUUCAACAAACGAGCGUAAUAAAUUAGAAGAACGAGUUAAAGAAUUUAGUUUGCCAGACAAAGAAUUCACGGAACGACUUCCUUCAAGAGUAGAAGAUCAAGAUAUCAAUAAAAUAGCUUCACCUCCCGUUGCGGGAGAAUUGAUUGGUCCUGAACAAAGUGGGUCAAAGAACAAUAACAGAUUUAUUGAAGAACCACCAUUUCUAACUCCUAAACAACUUAAGAAGUUCUUAAGUUUUCUGACUAAAGAAGAAAUGGCCGUCUAUGAAACUCUUACCGACGAACAAAAAACGUUUUAUUUAAAUGUAUUAAAAAGGGCGCAAGCUGAGGUCAAGAAGACCGGAGGAUGCUUGGAUAAUCACAAAAAGAUAGAUAAAUUGGAAAAAAGAAGUCAAGUAUCUGAUGAUCGACUUUCGAUAACGGACGAAUUAAAGAAUUGGGGAAUUUCCAGGGAAGAGUGGAAUUCAACAAACGAGCGUAAUAAAUUAGAAGAACGAGUUAAAGAAUUUAGUUUGCCAGACAAAGAAUUCACGGAACGACUUCCUUCAAGAGUAGAAGAUCAAGAUACCAAUAAAAUAGAGAAUCCAGAUUAUAUGCAAAUAAUUUUCUGA
Messenger RNA from Rhizophagus irregularis DAOM 181602=DAOM 197198, 1117 nucleotides. Lineage: Eukaryota; Fungi; Glomeromycota; Glomeromycetes; Glomerales; Glomeraceae. The record is from RefSeq and is a predicted model, not a curated record.